AUGGAAGAAAACGAAAAUGAAAAUGAAAAUGUUAUACGCAGAAGGAAAAUAAUUUCCUCAGCAAAAGAGAAAUUGGAUACAGGCAAGAAAAAAAUUCCAUGCACUGGGCACUUGAUGACACCGAGAAAGUUAUGGAUUCAAAUGGUGCCCACUAGGGAAUGUGAUGUUGUUCUUUUAUUUCCUUCAUCGACUUCAGAUUCUAUUCUUAUGUGGUUAUUAUCACGAUUGAAAAGUGGUGCUCCUGGCUUGAUUGUCCAUGUUCGUCAUCAUUCUUCCUCUGAUAGCUAUGGAUUUCACUUAACUGCUCCUUACAAAGUAUUAUUAAAAGCCGCUGAGCAAUAUCAUCUUCCAAAGCCUCUUAAAAAAGAAUAUGGAGGUGGUUUAAAAGAAUUUGUUGAAAAAGAUAUUUUGUGUUUUGAAAUAAUUGAAGAUAAAAAUAACUUUUUUUCAACUCAAGAGAGGCAAUGGUUAAUUUUGAAUCUUUUACAGAAUUUGAGAGCAAAUGCUAAUGACGUUGAAGAAAAACCUGCUGGUGUUCAGUUUAAUGAAGGCCAAGCCAUAGUUCCAAAAUUUCUUACAGCUGGUGUAAUAUCUCAAAUUUUUCCAUUACAUGAACUUCCUACAUUGAAAAACCUACAAAAAACUUGGGUUCAGGCUUUUUUCAAGCAACAACCUUUAGAUGAUAUUUGCAACUACUUUGGUGUGCAGAUAGCCAUGUAUUUUGCUUGGUUGGGCCAUUAUACCAUGGCUCUUAUUGUGCCUGCUAUUGUUGGUUUUUUAUUUUGGAUUGGUUUUUGUAGGGGAGAUCAAGCUACCGAGGAUGUUUUAUACGUACUCUUUUCUUUAUUUAAUGUUUUGUGGACUAGUAUAUAUUUGGAAGCAUGGAAAAGGUAUAGUGCCAGUUUAGCUUAUAAAUGGGGAACUUUAGAUCAGAGAAACGAUUUACUUAUGGAGCCGCGGCCAUUUUUUACGGGGCCUUUAGAAGUAAGCGCUGUUACGAAUCGUCUUGAACCGACUUAUCCGUCUUGGAAAAGAUACGUUUUUCGUUAUUUUGUCACAAUUCCUAUAAUGAUAAUUUGCUUAAUUAUUGUUUUCAUAACAAUGAUUAUUAUUCUUCAACUUCAGGAUUGGUGGGAUGGAAUAUUACACAAGAAGGGUUUUCCAUUUUUUUUAAGUUAUUUUCCAAAAAUAUUACUAGCCAUCGUCAUAACAUUUUUUGAUGAAGCUUAUUAUAAAGUUGCUCGUUGGCUUAACGAUAUGGAAAACUAUCGACUAGACACAGAUUUUGAAAAUCAUCUUAUCGUCAAAGUAGCUCUGUUUCAGUUCGUAAAUUCAUUUUUGUCUUUAUUUUACAUCGCCUUUUAUCUUCAGGAUCAAGAAAAAAUCUGCAUUACCGUAUCUCUUGAGCAGAUCAGACUCGCCAAGUUAAGUUUUGAUUUGUUUGGUGCACUUAGUCCUUCGGAAGUCAAAGAAUUUCCUCCUAGUGAAGAAGAACAAAACGUUGAAAAUAUCAGUUCGAAAAGUCAAGAUCAAAAAGCAUCGGGAAAUAGAAAUAUCAGUCAGGCAGAGCUUGAAAGCACGUUAUUUAAGUACGAUGGAACAUUUGAAGAUCAUUUAGAAAUGUUUAUUCAAAUGGGUUACGUAGUUUUAUUCUCUUCUGCGUUUCCCAUGGCUGCUUUUUGUGCUCUUAUAAAUAAUUUAAUAGAAAUAAGAAGCGAUGCUUUCAAAUUGUGUUUUAUAUUUCAACGACCUUUUGGACAAAGAGUGCCUGAUAUUGGUUGUUGGCAGAACGCAAUGCAGAUAAUGGGUUUAAUAGCAGUGUUAGUCAAUUGCGCUCUGAUCGGCUUAUCUGGCCAAGUUCAUAGAAUGUUUCCCGAAAUGUCUACUACUCAAACGAUUUUGUUGAUAGUAGCGCUUGAGCAUGUCAUGCUUAUUUUGCGGUAUUUAAUAAGUAAUUCAAUACCCGAUUUACCCGAAUGGGUUGCUACCGAAAUGGCCAAAGUUGAAUUUGCUCGCCGUCAGGCUGCUUGCUCCUGUACAUCAUCGGUUCAAGAAGGCACCGGGUUAGUAAUCGGAAGAUUUGUGGUUUCUCCUGCUGCAAAAAAAGAAGCACCCAAAGGAACCGAAUCGGUGGAAACGAAGAAACAAAAUUUACUUAAUUUUAAAGAACUUAAGCAAGAGAUAAAACCGAUACCUAAAGAGUUCAAAAAACAUAUUUCAGGAAGUGUUGCCGCUCUAAGAACCCCAUUAACUCCAGAUUUAUCGAAAAAAAUGAAUUUAAAAUUAGGUAAUCAUUGGUUGACUUCCGAAGAAAGCGCCUACAAUUUAACAAUAGGUUCUCACGCUAAUGCCGACUGGAUGAGACGAUUUGCUUUGGAUAAGACUAGAAAAACUAGCGAACCCGAAGUGGGAUCUAAAGGAAACAAAGGUUUAUCAUCGUAUCGGAGCACUGAUUGCAUUCCUAAAGAUUCAUCAUCGUCCGAUUCUGAUUUAUUACGAUCCGCGCCUCCUUGGUCUAGAUCUAAAUUUCGCUUCAAUUCCGAAAAAGAAAGAAAAUCCGAUACACUCACCAUAUUAGAAAAAGAAUCGAAAUCAAGUUCUUCAACCACCCCAGUUUCGGAAUCUGCACCCGAAUCUACCUCUUCCAGUUUAUCUUCUUCAUCAAAACUUCCUGAUGAUGCUGAAAUCGCUGCAAAAAAACAACGCAUUAAAAGAUCACUAAUGAAAAGAGCUCGGAGCGUUGCCAUAUUUUCAUUAAAACUCAAAGAAAAAAGAGCAAUUCAAGGAGGUAAAGUACCUGAUACGUCAAAAGCAAAAGAAUCGAAACCAUCGUGGGGAACCAAGCCAGAAGGAGCUACAGGAGGUGAACUCGGUUGCAUUCCUAUUGAAAUGUUGAUUUCCGUGGAUGAUGUUGCUAAAGACCUCGAAAGGAGACAAAGUCCUUCUUCUUAG
Pediculus humanus corporis (human body louse) is the source of this 2952-nucleotide messenger RNA. RefSeq lists its product as uncharacterized. The record is from RefSeq and is a predicted model, not a curated record. Bases 1 to 2952 code for a protein of 983 amino acids. The transcript is spliced from 15 exons. Gene Ontology annotation, molecular function: chloride channel activity. Gene Ontology annotation, biological process: chloride transmembrane transport. Gene Ontology annotation, cellular component: plasma membrane. Lineage: Eukaryota; Metazoa; Arthropoda; Insecta; Psocodea; Pediculidae.